AUGGGAUUGAUAAGUACGUCAAUGGUCACAGUGGUACUCGUUUGGAUUACUUACUUCGUUUUCAGAAAGCUCAGAACCAUAUUGAAGCAAAUUAGUGAGAUACAGGGACCACCAAUUUGGCCACUUGUCGGCAAUUUACAUCAAUUCCAUUUCAAACCAGAUGAAUUCUUCGAGCAAGCUCAAGGCCUAGCAUAUAUGUUGCAAGCUCGUGGGGAGCGCAUUUGUCGUGUUUGGUUCGGUCCCUGGCCAUGGGUUUUACUAUAUGGAGCAGAGGAAUGCGAAGCUAUUCUUGGAAGUAAUAAAAUUUUAGACAAACCAAUACAAUACCACUUUUUAAGUGGUUGGAUUGGACAAGGGCUACUCAUCAGUGAGCCGAAAAAGUGGCGAUUGCGACGAAAACUUCUCACACCGACGUUUCACUAUGACAUACUAAAGGAUUUUGUUAGUGUGUAUAAUAAGCACGGAAGAACACUUUUACGUAAAUUCCAAGCACUGUGUGGUGAUCAGUAUAACGACAUAUUUCAUAUAGUAUCACUGUGUACUCUGGAUAUCAUUUGCGAAGCUGCCCUCGGAACACAUGUUGACGCCCAGAACAAAUCGUCUCCCUACUUGAAUGCAGUUUGCAAGAUGAAAUAUAUGGUUCAUCAGCGAGCACUAAAGGUGCACUUUUACUUCGAUACUAUUUAUAAUAUAUUUGGAAACGGAAAAGAAGAGAAGAAGUGCACUGAAAUACUUCAUGAAUUCACCGCCGCAGCAAUAGCAAAUCGCAAAAGAAUGGUCGAUGAAGCAGGAGGUAUCAAUAAUCUGUUAGAGAAAGAAACAGUAUCAGGUAAACGGCGUAUGGCACUUCUGGAUUUCAUGCUUGAUUUACAUGCGAAGGGUCAGUUACCUAUGGAAGGUGUGCAAGAGGAAGUGGAUACAUUCACUUUCGAGGCAUAUGACACAACUUCAACAAGCAUGAAUUGGUUUUUGCAUUUGAUGGGUACUAAUCCAGAAAUUCAAGCAAGAGUUCAAAAGGAAAUUGACGAAGUUUUAGGAGAAGAAGAUAGACCUGUAACAUAUGAAGACUUUGGACGGCUAAAAUUCUUGGAGGCCUGUAUCAAAGAAACUCUGCGGUUGUUCCCCAGUGUACCGAUGCAAGCCCGACAAUUGACUAAAGCUACGAAAAUUGGAAACAAAGUGCUGCCACGUGGUAUGGGUGUUAUGAUAAUUGCAUCGAUGGUUCAUCGAGAUGUACGAUAUUGGCCGGAUCCAGAAGUAUUUAAGCCAGAAAGAUUCCUCAACAAUCAGCCCAGACAUCCGUUUGCGUACAUUCCUUUUUCUGCUGGACCGAGAAAUUGCAUCGGACAACGGUUCGCACUUAUGGAACAAAAAUGCAUUCUGGCACUGCUGAUGCGGAAUUUGAAGGUGAAAUCGAAAUUGCGCACCGAUCAGAUGCGUGUAUCCGCUGAACUUGUGAUUCGGCCCCUAUUUGGUAAUGAAAUACGAUUUGAACCACGCAAAUUCGGGGAUUAUGUACAAAUUGAAUAG
Molecule: messenger RNA, 1530 nt
Organism: Cercopithifilaria johnstoni
Lineage: Eukaryota; Metazoa; Nematoda; Chromadorea; Rhabditida; Onchocercidae
Source: the annotation of a GenBank genome assembly